AUGUGCAUCUUAGCCGCGCUGCUUGGAAGCCACAGCGCCCAUAAUUAUAUCUAUAAGCAGAAAGAUCGGCCGGAAUAUCGGCAAAUGCGCGAUAAGAUCCUGUUAUUGGGUCAACCGAAAAGCGAACAGCAGGAGGCACAAGAAUUACGUGAUAUUCUUGCCGCCGCUGGCCAGACCGAAAUGGACACUAAUCAAGGUGGUCCUAAUCAGUUUUAUGACGAUAUGGACGAGCGGAUGAAGCGAUUCGCAGAUCGUCAAAAUCAGUAUGAGACUGGCACCAGCUUCAACAAUCGGAAGCACGUGCCCGAUUCACCGGAUACUCCUUCGGGAAGUAAGACCGAACAGCCAGUGUAUAAAAUGCGCGUCGUAAAUACUCCUACGACGAGCAAAGGCAAUGUGACAGGAAAUCGGUCCGCACAGCCGCAAUUAGGAGUGGCAGGAUGUACGAAUCCGCCGCCCAAACCGAGCGCGCCCACGGGAAGCAAACCUGUGUUGAUUCCACGAGCGGUGGAAAAUAAGCAAGCCGUGGCAGUAUCGUCCGCUCCAGCGUCGAUUAGUUCGACGACUGUGAAAUCGACAGAUACGAUGCAAGGACAGCAGCAACCGGCUGCUCCUGUGCCAACUGCAGCCGUCCCAACUGGACAAAUGAGUGCGCAAGAAGCUGCUAAAUUAGCAGCGUUGAAUGCUCGUAAUGAAAAGUUACUGAGCACUAUAUCGUUAUCGCGCAUGAAACCGCACGAGAGGAAGUUUUACGAAACUACUCAGAGUUUCCGCGAUCAUGUUGAACCAUCGAGCGAUGAGUAUGUGCAUAGCAUACUUAAAGAAUUGGUCAAUAAUAAAAUCACCGAUAUGUCGAGAGAUGAAUACGACUUCUAUUCGACUGAAAUUCAUCGAUGGCCGAAAGAAGAAAUUGCGACUGGCCCAGUGCCAGAUAAUUCAUUCAUUAAAUUACCGACUGCGCUAAAUGGCGAAGAGACCGAAGUUUUCCACGAUACUGUGGAAGAGCCGCAAACAGUUGCAUUGACAUUAGUCGAACCGGCACAAGGUGUGCUUUCUGAAGCGAUCGGCACAGCACUGAGUGUUGUAGCUGCUGGCGUUGUAACCGAAUCUGCGACUGCUGGCGCUACUGCUGACGUUGACGUUGAUAUGCUGUCCGAUGCGGAUCCGAACGCUGACGAAAAGCUGGACACCGAAUAA
Paramacrobiotus metropolitanus is the source of this 1197-nucleotide messenger RNA. RefSeq lists its product as uncharacterized. Lineage: Eukaryota; Metazoa; Tardigrada; Eutardigrada; Parachela; Macrobiotidae. The record is from RefSeq and is a predicted model, not a curated record. The transcript has 2 exons. The coding region runs from base 1 to 1197 and encodes 398 amino acids.